Molecule: messenger RNA, 1458 nt
Organism: Dioszegia hungarica
Lineage: Eukaryota; Fungi; Basidiomycota; Tremellomycetes; Tremellales; Bulleribasidiaceae
Product: kinase-like domain-containing protein
Exons: 3
Coding region: 1-1458 (485 amino acids)
Source: RefSeq, a predicted model, not a curated record
AUGCUACGCAACGAGGCUCGGGCUAUCGAGUACGUCCGGCACCAUACGACUAUACCAGUACCGACCGUUAUCUCCAUGUUCGAGGACCGCGGCUGCGUCUACAUGGUCCAGGAGUACGUGGAGGGUACAGUCAACGGCUCGACCAUCCGGCUCUCCGUCGACGCCAAAGCCGAAAUCAUCUCUCAGCUGGAGGGCUUCGUCGGUCAGCUCCAUGCUCUGACCGACCCUCGCUUCCGCAGUUUCGUCGGCGCACCGUUCCUCCCUCCCCGCUUUCAUGCCCAUCGCCUACCGCUCGAGCACGCCAACUAUCGUUCGAGCUCGUCCCCUCCUUACGUCCUUUGCCACGGCGAUCUCAGCUGGCAGAACCUCCUGAUCGACCCAGAGACGUACGAGAUCAAGUGCGUAAUCGACUGGGAGUAUGCGAGCUUUUGUCCGGUCGAGAUGGAGAAGGAGGAUUGGAGAAGGCCGGAUCCGUAUACGCUGCGGAAGGGGGAAAGCUCGGAUGUGGUUCCUAUGUUCGGAAUGCUUCUUGAUUUGGCGGGGAUCAGCUCGGUAUGUAUUUCAGGUCAUCUUUAUCAUCUUUCCGAUGCUGAUAGAUCUAGUUCGCAGAACGCUUCCUCCUCUACUCUACCGCCGCCUUAUCCCUCUUCCCGUACAUCCCGGAUCCAAGCACCACCUAUAGACCGACUGAACUUCCGACGCCGUGUCUUUGAGACACCAGCCCAGCAGACCGCCGCUCGAUACAUUGUCAAGCGGACAGUGCCGUCCGCGGAGCAGGAGGUCGGCAGUACCCACUUUUGGCAUGAUCCCCGGGACGCAGACAUGCUGCGGAACGAGAUCAAAGCCAUCGAGUAUGUACGCUCGCAUACGACGAUUCCGGUCCCAGUAGUCGUCACCAGUUUCUCGGAUCGGAACAGCGUCUAUAUGAUCCAAGAAUACGUCGAGGGUACGGUCAACGCCGGCGGUACCCGCUUGGACCCAGCUGCCCAAGACAAGAUUAGAGCGCAGCUCAAGGGGUACAUCGAUCAGCUCCACGCUCUCACCGACCUCUCCUUCCGCAGCUUCGUCGGAGCACCCUUCCUCCCCGCUCGCUUAUACCGCAGCCGUCUCCCGCUCGAGGAGGCCAACUAUCCACCUGCGACCCCAUCUCAACCUUACGUCCUAUGCCACGGCGAUCUCGGCUGGCAAAACAUCCUCAUCGAUCCUCAGACCUACGAGAUCAAGUGCAUCAUCGACUGGGAGUACGCUGGGUUCUAUCCUGUAGAGCUGGAGGGUGAUCUGUGGCAGCGGCAGGAUCCGGCGCUGGGAGUGCCUCCGCCGAUGUCGGACGUCGAGACUACCAUCUCGGCGCUGGUCAAGCUAGCAGCUCGGGAUGAGCAGCCGUCAGAGAGGAGGAUGGUCACGGCGCAUAUGGAGGACGACCAAGAUGAGGUGGAGGAGGAUACCAUGGACCAGUGA